This is a messenger RNA of Parasteatoda tepidariorum (common house spider), 1078 nucleotides long. Its product is annotated as steroidogenic acute regulatory protein, mitochondrial. NCBI's taxonomy places the organism in Eukaryota, Metazoa, Arthropoda, Arachnida, Araneae, Theridiidae. Gene Ontology annotation, cellular component: lysosomal membrane; endoplasmic reticulum membrane; late endosome membrane. The record is from RefSeq and is a predicted model, not a curated record. Gene Ontology annotation, molecular function: lipid binding.
AGAAUAAUAUCCUUUAUAUGCUUGCUUUCUCCCCGGAAUUUUAAAAAAAUGAAAACAUGUUGAUCCACAUGGUAUUUGAUUGUGUUUCUCUCUUAACGACCAAUGACACUCUUCAUCAAUGGAUGACGCAAUUUCUUGUUCCGCAUCAUCCAAUCAAAAAGAAGAAAAGCAAUUAUGAAAGCCAAGCUGACAAAGCUAUAACAGAGUCAGAAAGAAUAAUGAAUAGUCCAGGUUGGGCAAUUGAAAGCAAAGAUGAGGAUGAUGUCAUUUAUUGCAAAACUCUUCCUCAAAUUGGCAAAGUGUUUAAAUAUGAAGGUGUUAUAGAAAUGGACCCUGAAUCGUUAAAUAACAAACUAUUUUUUAAUGUUGACAAAAGUACAGAAUGGAAUCGGAAUCUCUUAGAAGCUAAAGUUAUUCAGCAAAUUAACAAGCAAACAAAUAUAGCAUACUUCAUUCUGAAAAAAGAAUUCAUUGUUCAAAAUAGGGAUUUCGUUCAUUUAAGAACUUUCAGAAAAAGAGGUAACAGCUUCUUUGUCUCAAGUUUUUCUGUACAACAUCCAGAUAUGCCUCCUGCUCCAUCCUACACAAGAGCAGAACACAAGUUUUGUACUUAUUACAUACAACCACUGAAAGAUGAUCCACGAAAAAGUUAUUUAAUUUGGCUGAUGCAAGUCAACUUUCAUGGUUGGAUACCUCAGAAUGUAGUAGACUUAGUGGUGUCUAUUGGAAUGCUAAGACAUAUAAAUGACCUGCGAUCAUUAGCGAGAAAACCUUAGAUAACACAAUACUUUGAAGCAUUUAUUCGAUUGUAUCAAUAUAUUCUGUUAUUUCUUUUCAUAAAAUUGCUAUUUUAUUCAUCCUCAUAUUAUUUAUGUAGCAGAAAUGUGUUAUCAUAAAACUACUAACUUGUUUGUCCUCAUAUUAUUUAUAUAGAAAAACUACUAGCUUAUUUAUCCUCAUAUUAUUUAUGUAACAAAAAUGUAUUAUCAUAAAACUACUAAAUUAUUUCGUGUUAUUUGUGUAUGCAUGUAUUAUAAUCGAGUUAACAUUGUAAUUUUAAUAAACAUGUUAUGUUUGA